Molecule: messenger RNA, 2531 nt
Organism: Triticum dicoccoides
Lineage: Eukaryota; Viridiplantae; Streptophyta; Magnoliopsida; Poales; Poaceae
Product: subtilisin-like protease SBT3
Exons: 1
Coding region: 1-2307 (768 amino acids)
Biological process (GO): proteolysis
Molecular function (GO): serine-type endopeptidase activity
Source: RefSeq, a predicted model, not a curated record
AUGGCGCCACCUCCCACGCCCCUCCUCCUCCUCCUCCUCAUCGUCCUCUGCUCCCUCGCCACCACCCCGGACGCCGCCGGCGAGCGCGCGCGCACGGCGUACAUCGUCCACAUGGACAAGUCCGCCGUGCCGCCGCACUUCGCCGAGGACGCGCACGCGUGGCACUCGGCCAUCCUGGAGUCGGUGGCGGACGCGUCGCCGCGCGGCCGAGGACGCCCGGAGCACCUGUACUCCUACGCCAACGCGCUCAACGGCUUCGCCGCCACGCUCUCCGCUGCCGAGCUACGCGCGCUCCGCCAUACGCCGGGGUUCGUCUCCGCGUACCCUGACCGCUGCGCGGACGUCGCCCAUGACACGACGCACUCCCAGAGGUUCCUCGGCCUCCGCCCCGACGCCGGGCUGUGGCCGGCGGCGAAUCUUGGCGAGGGCAUCAUCAUCGGCGUGGUCGACACCGGCGUUUGGCCGGAGAGCAGCAGCUUCCACGACGACGGGAUGCCGCCCGUGCCCUCCCGGUGGCGCGGGGCGUGCGUGCCGGGCGUCUCCUUCCCCGCCACCACGUGCAACCGGAAGCUCAUCGGAGCUCGCUACUUCAACCGGGGCUACGUCGCGAUGAACCCCAACGACACCAUCUCCAUGAACUCGACGCGCGACGACGACGGCCACGGCACGCACACGGCGUCCACGGCCGCGGGCAGCCCUGUGCCGUGCGCCUCCUUCUUCGGGUACGGGCGUGGCACGGCGCGUGGAACAGCCCCACGUGCCCAUAUCGCGGCUUACAAGGUCAGCUGGCCCAACGGCUUCGUGACGGCCGACGUCCUGGCCGCCAUGGACGCGGCGAUCGCGGACGGCGUCGAUGUCGUCUCCAUCUCCCUGGGCUUCAACAACGAGCCGCUCUACACGGAUCCAGUUGCAAUUGCCUCGUUCGCUGCCAUGGAGCGCGGCAUCGUCGUGUCAGCGUCAGCGGGGAACGAUGGCGUCCAUGGGUUGGCCACCUUUCACAAUGGGAUCCCAUGGGUCCUCACGGUGGCGGCCGGCACGGUGGACCGGCAAAUGUUCGCCGGCACCGUGACCUACGGAGACACGAAGCAAGGCAUCACCACAAUAGCUGGGGUCACGUCGUAUCCAGCAAAUGCUUGGGUUUCUGAAGCGAAGCUGGUCUACAACGAUACGCUGUCCGCGUGCACCUCAUCAGCUCUGCUUCAAAGUCUGGCGACAAAGAACAGCAUUAUCGUCUGCCGCGACACUGGGCUUGGUGCGAUGGGCCAUCAGAUGAAGAUUGCCGCCGCGGCCGGUCUCACGGCCGCUAUCUUCGUCCCGCAGACCGAGACGGACGAACCCCUGACGGGUGAGUAUCCGCUGCCGGUUAUCGCGAUUAGCCCAGAGGAUGCGCCGGCGCUGCUCAAGUAUAUCACCUCCAGCUCGCAGCCGACGGCUACGAUCAACUUCCAGCAGACCGUCCUCGGCAGAGCACCGGCGCCGGUGGUCGCCUUUUACUCCUCCCGAGGGCCGUCGCCGAGUUUUGCGGGCGUCCUCAAGCCGGACAUAUUGGCGCCGGGUGACAGUAUACUAGCGUCGUGGCCACCCGUCGCUCCGUUGGCGUACGUAGGGAGGACGGCUUUGGUCGGCGACUUCCAAGUCGCGUCCGGGACUUCAAUGGCGUGCCCGCACGCCAGCGGCGUGGCGGCGCUGCUCCGGGCGGCGCACCCGGAUUGGAGCCCGGCCAUGAUCAAGUCUGCAAUGGUAACCACGGCGAGCGCGGUCAACAAUCUGCUUCGUCCCAUCACCGACGCCGGCAACGGCAACGGCAUGGCAAGCCCGCUGGCCAUGGGCUCGGGGCAUGUCAACCCCAACUCUGCUCUGGACCCGGGUCUCGUCUUUGACGCCGGGCCGUGGGACUUCGUCGCGCUCCUCUGCGCCGCGAACUACACCGUCACCCAGAUCGCGGCGGUCACGCGGUCGUCCACGGCGUACAGUUGCUCCUCUUCGUCCAGCAACGACGUGAACUACCCGUCGUUCAUCGCCACAUUCGGCGCCAACGCGACCUCCGGGAGGAUGCGCUUCAGCAGGACGGCGACCAACGUCGGGGCGGGCGCGGCCACGUACCAGGCGUCGUGGUCGGCGCCGAGCAACGUGGCCGUGGCCGUGACGCCGUUGACGCUGGAGUUCGGCGGUGCGGGCGAGAAGGCGACGUUCGAGGUGGAAAUUGUGCUGACCGCGCCCACCGGAGGAGAGCCGGCGCACGGUGCCGUGCUCUGGACGGAGCUGAUCGGCAGUCACCAGGUCAGGCUUCCGUACGUGGUGGUGUGACGGCGCCGUUCGGUGCUGUGAACUUGAUCUUAUGUGCGCUCCGAUGAUGUAGUUUGACUUGGGCUUAAGGAGUCAGAAAUCCUAUUAGUGCCUUGUAUUUCUCAGUCACAGUGGACUGAGGUUUAACUUAUUAGUCAGACUUAUCGCUAUCUCAUCCUACUAGUUGCUUGUGCUUAUCAAUUUGAAAAAAAGCAGGUGCUUGUGCUUAUUAGUUCCUUCGAUUA